Messenger RNA from Aegilops tauschii subsp. strangulata, 1714 nucleotides. RefSeq names its product protein TRANSPARENT TESTA GLABRA 1. The record is from RefSeq and is a predicted model, not a curated record. NCBI's taxonomy places the organism in Eukaryota, Viridiplantae, Streptophyta, Magnoliopsida, Poales, Poaceae. Gene Ontology annotation, molecular function: protein binding.
CCAUCGAUUUCAACCCUCGUGCUCACUUGCCAGGUCUCCGUUCACCCGCCGCCCGCUGGAGUGCACGAGACGACGAGAGCGCUGAAACUUCCUCCACACCCCCGCCGUAAAACAAUCACCCAGGCCAGGAGCCCCAGCAGCCAGCGGCACAAGUCCACCCCCAAAUCCACACGGAACAGGGCAAACCCUCUCCCCAUGGACCAGCCGAAGCCGACGCCGUCGGCGGCCGCCUCGCCGGCGGGGGCGGACGCGGCGCCCAACCCCUACGCCUUCACGUGCGAGCUCCCCCACUCGAUCUACGCGCUGGCCUUCUCCCCCUCCGCGCCCGUCCUCGCCGCCGGGAGCUUCCUCGAGGACCUCCACAACCGCGUCUCCCUCCUCUGCUUCGACUCCGUCCACCCCACCGCCGCCUCCUUCCGCGCCGUCCCCUCCCUCUCCUUCGACCACCCCUACCCGCCCACCAAGCUCCAGUUCAACCCGCGCGCUGCCUCCACGCCCCUCCUCGCCUCCUCCUCCGACGCCCUCCGCCUCUGGCACGCCCCCCUCGACGACCUCUCCGCCUCCGCCCCCGCCCCCGAGCUCCGCUCCGUCCUCGACAACCGCAAGGCCUCCGCCUCCGACUUCUGCGCGCCCCUCACCUCCUUCGACUGGAACGAGAUCGAGCCCCGCCGCAUCGGGACCGCCUCCAUCGACACCACCUGCACCGUCUGGGACAUCGAGCGCGGCGUCGUCGAGACGCAGCUCAUCGCGCACGACAAGGCCGUGCACGACAUCGCCUGGGGGGAGGCCGGCGUCUUCGCCUCCGUCUCCGCCGAUGGCUCCGUCCGCGUCUUUGAUCUCCGGGACAAGGAGCACUCCACCAUCGUCUACGAGAGCCCCCGCCCGGACACGCCGCUCCUCAGGCUUGCCUGGAACCGCUAUGACCUACGGUACAUGGCCGCCCUGCUCAUGGACAGCAACGCCGUCGUUGUGCUCGACAUACGCGCACCCGGGGUGCCUGUGGCCGAGCUACAUCGGCAUGGGGGAUGCGUCAACGCUGUUGCGUGGGCACCGCAGGCUGCAAGACACCUCUGCUCCGCAGGGGACGACGGGCAGGCGCUCAUCUGGGAGCUGCCUGAGGCACCGGCAGCAGUGCCUCCCGAAGGGAUUGAUCCAGUUCUUGUUUAUGAUGCGGGUGCCGAGAUAAACCAGCUGCAGUGGGUGGCCGGACACCCGGACUGGAUGGGCAUUUCCAUUGAGAACAAGGUCCAGCUUCUCCGGGUCUGACAAGAACAUCUCUGAAGAACGCUCAAUUCAAGGGAACAUUUCUGAAGAACGCUCAAUUCAAGGGAACAUUUCUGAAGAACGCUGAUUCAAACUAUCUGACAUAUUUGGUACGCCAUUGACAUCGAAGAAGUCAUGCUGCUUUCUCUUCUGUGACACAUUUCGCUACCAUGGAAUGAUUUGUUGUCGGCAUCAUCAGCCCCACUGUCUGAGCCUAGUAGAUUGAUCUCACUGCGAACAUGGACAUAUAGUCUAUAGCAUCUGCUAGUGUUAGUAAAGGGAGUUGGAGGUUGGCUCUGGUCAAGUGGUCACUCGUUGCGCUGGGCUUCCUAGUAUUUCCAGUUUUCUAUUUUACUCUUUCUUUCGGGUGGACACAGUUUCCUUUGGUCGUCUGUUCAUACUCGGGCUGUAUAUUGUGAUAUUUAUUUUCGAGCUGAAUUUGCACAUAUCA